UGUGUCCUUAAGGGGUUAAACAACGUAUGUGGAUAUAACUCCAGCUUCAUCCAGAUUUUGACUGAGCCCGAUAAUAAUUCAGUCCAGAAUAGCUGUUUAUAGCAAGCCACCAUUUUAAUGGACACAGAAAAAUGAAUAGUAAAAAAAAAAUGGCAUUUGAAGUAAUGCGGUCCUAAAGUAUGAUUUAUUUUGUAGGGAUACGAGUGCCCAUCUCAAUAAACCACCCAUCUUUAUGAGAAGCUUUGGACUAGAUAUUUGUCAUCAAUGCUUCUUUUUGAGAAGCAUUUGAUUGGACAGUACCCAGCACUAACAUGGAACUGCUGGGCAAAAAGGCAGUGAAUCUUCAUUAGAUGCAGAGGACAGUUCUGCAGUUAAUAAAAGAUUCGUAACAUGGUGGCUGUGCUUGAAGUGAUCUCCAGUCUGGAGAGGUAUCCAAUUACCAAAGAGGCACUGGAGGAAACACGACUAGGAAAACUGAUCAAUGAUGUUCGGAAGAAGACCAGCAACGAGGAUCUUGCUAAGCGUGCAAAGAAGUUACUUCGGAGCUGGCAAAAGCUGAUAGAGCCUGUAGCCCAGAGUGAGCCAUCUGCUAGGGGCAAUGCUAAUCCUCCUGGUUCUGCUAAUGGAGGUGGCUCCCACAAUUGCAAAGCAGAGACUGCGCCAACAGCACUACUGAGUGGGAAGCCCAUCCAAGAGCUGAAAGCUAGGAAUGACAUCCUGAGAGCACAUUCGCCAAAAGCUGAAAAGCUUGCCAACCGAAAGAAGAAAGGGGAAACUAGAGAUGGUACCCAAGGGACUGCUUGUAAGGUUGCUAAGGCCAGCCAUGAGCUUUUGCAAAACUCCCUGUCCCCUCCAACCAAUGGAAUUGGGGGCAGCCCUGCUGAGAGUCUCCCUAGCCCAUUCGAUAUAGGCUUACAGACAAAUCGGAUUGACCCUGCUGAGAAUGACAAACAGGUCAAAAUCCCAGUGAAUGCCGUCCGGCCUCACACCAACUCCCCCGGACUUGUUAAACACCCAAGCACUUCUUCCUUGCUAAAAGCAGCAGUGCUUCAGCAGCACAGUGGGGGUUUGGAGGAUGCCUCUUCUCAUCAACCACGAAGUCCUCGCUGUGCCUCCUUCAGCCCUCGUGGCAAUAGGCCAGAACUUGUUGCACGGCAGCACACCACAUAUGCACCAAAGGGUUCUGUGCCCAGCCCCUCACAGAGGCUGCCGGGUGUAGACGCUGCACUUGCUCCCUCUUACCAAUCUCCUGCUCACCCAUCUACACCCCCUGCCAUAGCAAAAAGACUAGAGUCCCCUAGAAGGGACAUGAUGGCAGUUUCCUCCCCACACAGGUUGAUAGAGCAAUUAUCCUCAGCUGAUUGCCAGCACACACCCCGGACAUCACAACAGCACACACCCCAUGGGGCUCGUACUUGUCUGCCCAAUAUAGACACCCAAACACCGCGCACUGGUUUUUCGCCAGAGGCCUCCAAAAUGGACAGUGAUGAUGCUGCAUCUGGUUCUGACAGCCAGAAGAGGAAAAAAUCUCGGGGUCGGGGUGAGCAGGAGGGACUUUUGACAGAUGGGACUAGUAAACCAGCACGGGUAAAAAGGGAGCGUAUGCUAAAAUUCGACUUUAUGACUGGGCAAAUUAAACCUCUUACAAACAAAGACCCAUCUCAAGCAGAGAGUUCAGCCCCUUCAGAACAGCACAGAACUGAGACAGACAAGCAGGAUCCAAAACUAGGCCUGCCAAAUCCCUUUGAACAGACUAACUGGAAGGAAUUGUCUCGAAACGAGAUUAUCCAAUCCUAUCUCAACCGGCAGAGCAGCUUGUUGUCUUCCUCUGGUGUGCAAACGCAGAGUGCUCACUAUUACAUGUCUGAAUAUUUAAAACAGGAGGAAUGCACUAAGAGGGAAGCAAGAAAGACUCAUGUUUUAGUCCCACUUGUUCUUCCUAGUGACCUGCCUGGACGAACCAGGGAUGUCACUAGCGUUGACUUAGACAGAAUACACAACCAACAUUGGCCUGGUGUCAAUGGCUGUCAUGAUACAAAUGGCAACUGGUAUAAUUGGACGAAAGGCAUCUCCUUGGACCCUCAUGGUGAUGGUGGUAGAUUAAACAUCUUGCCUUAUGUCUGCCUAGACUGAGCUCCUGUCCCAAAUCUGCUUUGUCAUAUCUGCGGUUUUCACUGCAAAAUCAUGGGUCGCCGUACGACCACAGCUCAACACAGAAGAUUUAGAUGAGUAGUCUUCCCCCUUCCCUCUCCCCUCUGUUGCUGGGGAAGGGGGUUGGUGGGUGGUAAAUAGAGCCUGGAAAAGCAGAGAUGAGUUUUGCGGCUACUAAAUCUUGGGAAUGAAUGUCCCGUCAGUGCCCCCCUCCCCUCCAUGUUUGCUGCACCCAUUCUUUUGCGCAAUAUGCUGCUACCAGUUUAACACAAUAAAAGGAUGACAGAAAGGAGUAAAGAAAUGCAUUGGAAAGGUGUGCAAGGGGGUAAACUAGGAGUUUUCAAAACUCUUAUAGCAAAUGAGCUAUAAUAAAAACAAGAAAAAUAAAUAAAAAUAAAGUGUUAAGUCUGAACCAACCCUGAAAUUGCAAGAAAGUGAGUUUUUCCAGUAUCUGCAAAUAGACUGGAAUAAAAAAAAAUCUAUUCUAUAUAUAUAUAUAUGUAUGACAGGUACCUAAAAGCUUAUGUGAAAGAGGAUUUAAAUAAGUCAAAGAAGAGAAGUUACCAUAGCGAAGUAUACAUUUAUUUAUUUGAGUUAACUUUUCUUCCUUUUCAGAUUUUAUUAUUUCCAUUAAAAUUGAGUAAAGCGUCUGAAGAGCAGACUUGCAAAAACUUAAGUAUUCCUAGCAUCGUAACUGGUUCCUUAAUUGUGAAAUGGGAAAGUGAGUUUUCAAUUUGAUCUCCCCUCUCCCUUUUUUGUUUUUAUAUAUGUAUAUUUUUUUCUUUAUUUAAUUAGAUUUUGUUCAGUCUCCAAUAGUUAUCGGCAGGCCUGAACAUUCCAAAGCAAUCCACAUUUUAGGUUAAAAUAUCCAACUUCUCUCCAAGCAGUUGCAAAUGAAAGCACACGAGGCUAAGGUGUCAAUUUUAUUUUUGAAUUUAUGUAUAACCCCCACCCCCCCCCCCCCCCCCUUUUUUUUUUCAGUAAAAAUGAGAAUUCCCACAAUUUAUAUCCAACAGUCUGUGUUCGACCCCUCCCCCCUCCUUUUAUAAAACAUGCUUUGUUUUAUCCCAUAAUGAAUACACCUGACAUUCAUUCAAUUCCAUAGGUUAAAUAAAGUAGUAGACAGAUGGUGCUACCAGCUUCUAAAUUAUCCACUGAAUACAGAAAGGGCCUGGUUGGAUGCUGGGGGGAAAGCAAAAAAAAAAAACUUAAAAAUAAAACUACUUGCUACCAUUCCUUUUUAGAUGUAAUCUGCCUUAUGGGAUAUCCAUCAAACGCGAUUAAAUUUUUUUCUUUUUUGCAAAAAACAAA
Messenger RNA from Pelobates fuscus (common spadefoot toad), 3462 nucleotides. It is a transcript of the gene MED26, whose product is annotated as mediator complex subunit 26. NCBI's taxonomy places the organism in Eukaryota, Metazoa, Chordata, Amphibia, Anura, Pelobatidae. Gene Ontology annotation, biological process: regulation of transcription by RNA polymerase II; positive regulation of gene expression. The transcript is spliced from 3 exons. Gene Ontology annotation, cellular component: nucleus; core mediator complex; mediator complex. The record is from RefSeq and is a predicted model, not a curated record. Gene Ontology annotation, molecular function: transcription coregulator activity. The coding region runs from base 391 to 2133 and encodes 580 amino acids.